This is a messenger RNA of Oncorhynchus gorbuscha (pink salmon), 1554 nucleotides long. Its product is annotated as V-set and transmembrane domain-containing protein 2-like protein. Bases 203 to 928 code for a protein of 241 amino acids. Lineage: Eukaryota; Metazoa; Chordata; Actinopteri; Salmoniformes; Salmonidae. The transcript has 4 exons. The record is from RefSeq and is a predicted model, not a curated record.
GCCGAACGAGCUGAAGCGAGGUAUCAAUCAGCGAUUUGCACUAGAGGGUGGCUGCACCAUCAAACUGCUUCAUAUUUGCGAUCUGCGCUUUUGUUUAAAACCCGGGUCUAUCUAUACAACACGUUGCCUGGAUUUUAUCUUGUAAACUUAGUACACCUAAUGUGAGAGAGUGGCAAAGAAUACGGAAUCUCAAAUAAAAGAGAUGGGAGCCUUUGGGGUAAUAGUAGGGACUUUACAUUACAUGGGACUCUACAUCCAACUUAGUGCCUCCACAAGGCAAGGUGGACAUGCAGAGGUAGAGAACCACAUCUCCGGGAACGCUGUGUUCACAGAGGUCCCCCAUGACAUCACAGCACAGAGUGGCCAGGACGUGGAGAUGGCGUGCUCCUUCCGGGGGGCAGGACCCUCCUACUCCCUGGAGAUCCAGUGGUGGUACAUCAGGAACCACAGAGACUGGACAGAGAAACAGCCCUGGACCUCCAAUCAGGUUGUACCCCAGGACGAGAUGUCAAAGGAUGCUACCAAAAUAAGUGUGGUAAAGGUUGCUGGGAGCAACAUCUCCCACAAGUUGCGUCUGUCCAGCGUGAAGCCGUCUGACGAGGGCACGUACGAGUGCCGCGUGAUCGACUUCAGCGACACCGAUAGCAAUGCUCGCCACCACAAGGUGAGGGCCUACCUGCAGGUGGAGCCAGAGAGCAACCAUAACCCGGCGCUGCGCCACCAUGGGGCCAACUUUCAAACCAAGGACACCAAGGUUCUGGCAGGCAGCAGCCACCAGCCGGAGCAUGGCAAGCACUCGCCAGCAGCCCACCACAGCCACCACAAACCAACAGGCACUGGCAGGGAGCUGAGGAAGAGGUCUGCUGAGGAUGACAGCGCUACUGACUGCACUGACAGCUGUCCUCUAAGCAUCACAGCUCACCCAUAACCUCCCUAAUCUGCUCCGGCCUCAGCUCCAAGCUCCAACCUUGUCCUACACCCCAGAUGGGCAAGUCCAGUCCUGGAGGACCACAGUGUGUAGAGACUUUUGAUUCAACCACCCCAGCUGUAACAUACAUGAUUCAACUAAAGUCUCUGUAAACACCGCUUCCCCUGUUGCGUACCCCUGCCCUCUGCCCAACAUACACACACCAAAUGGACAUUGGUGCCACCCCAGUCCUAUACCUUGGCCUCUCUCAUCUCCCCUUACACUGCCCCAACUCAACAAUGUCCCACCAAAAACACCUCAGCUCCACUCCCAGUCCCAGCCCCCUCUUUCUAUAUCACAACCCACUAGAUCAGGGGUGUCAAAGUCAUUCUUCCCCGGGGGGCCGCAUUCCAUUUUCAACGAGGUCCAGAGGGCAGCACUGAAAAUUGGUUAUAUUUCCUCACCGUCAAAAUUAGCUAAAAACAGUCCUCUAUCCAUAGUUUUGGGAAUUUAUGACACUCCCUGACUAUCUAGCUUUUAUUUCUGUGAAUAUCAGCGAGCUGGACCUAGUCAAGAAACUGUAUGAAUGUUGAUCCAUUAUAAUUUUUAUACAGUUUUGAUUUGGUUUUAGUCAUUUUAAAGUAUAU